GUAGGUAAGUGUUGCACAAGUGGAAAGCAGCCAAUUUCUACGCUCAAAAGUUUUGCUCAGCCCGCGCCCAAAAAAACCUGAAAUUCCCUCUCUCUCUUCCCCCUCCCCCCCUCUUGCAGUUCUUAGUUACAGGCAUGGAGCCCUCAAAAGCAGCAAUGGUGUCUGCACAAUCUCCUUCCGAUGUUCCACUCCUUCCACCGCUCGAUGGCCAAUUUCAGCUCUCAUCUGUCGUAUAUGGUUUGUUCUCUCUUCACGCUCCUGCUAUCGCUGCCAUUCAAAUUUUCUGUUCACGCGUUUCUUUUAGACUGUUCAAAAUGUAUAUCUCACAGCAGAUUCAAGUAGCAAUGGAAAGCAUGCUGAAGAUGAUAAAUGAAAUUGAUCAAAACUCUGCUGAAAUAAUGGAAGACAUAGAGAAAUCCAAGGAGUAUGCUCUUGAGAGGAGGAAAUUCUUGGAGGAAGAGAAGGAACGUUUUCAGCAAGCUGCUUAUGCCGCCUUAGACAUUCUCAACAAGAGAGAAAAUAGCUGAUUCUGAGUUUUUGGGAACUGUGAAGACAACAAACUCUAUUUUGUGAGGGCUGCUUCAUCUUACAACUAUAGUUGAGGCUAUCACCAUUUUGUUGGAUGAAACCUUUUGCAGGAUUCGGUUUGAUAAAUGGUCACUGCUUGUAUCAAGUAGAUAUUUGGUCCUCCCAAAUCUUGCAAUAUUCAGUCACUGACUCUCUUUGUUAGUAGAAUUUUUUUGUUGGGAAGAGUCAAUAUGUAGAUUUCCUCCCUAUUUUCCCAAUAAUUGAUGAUUGCUGAAUAUGCUAGACCUGGUCAUUGAAUUAGAAGCAAAAUGCUGUGGUGCUGUGAUAACAAGAAGCAUACAGAACUUGUAUAGAAACAAACAGGACCCUUAAUCUUGGUCUUAUUCAUGUACCAUUCGCUUUUAUUCCUCUGCACCAUGUUUCUCAAUCGAGGUGAUUGAUAUCUUGUGGAACAAGAUUUUUAAAGUAGUUUUCUUUUAU
Messenger RNA from Malania oleifera, 1008 nucleotides. RefSeq lists its product as uncharacterized. The transcript has 4 exons. Lineage: Eukaryota; Viridiplantae; Streptophyta; Magnoliopsida; Santalales; Ximeniaceae. Bases 135 to 527 code for a protein of 130 amino acids. The record is from RefSeq and is a predicted model, not a curated record.